AUGCCUCCACGACGUGCCACAUCUGGCCAGAGUGCCCCAGCCGUUUCUGCAAAUCAUUUCUGCUGGACUUGCGUAUGCAUGCUCGGCACAAGCCUCGUCGGACAGAUCUGUCUUCUAGUCAGCUUGCUUGGCCGGCUCGCAGAAGUUCAGCAUGCUGGGGAGCUACAAUCAACCGUGAAGAUAGCAAACGCCAGCACUUCGAGUGCCAUUGACGUUGAAGCGAGCAAGAAGGACCUUGCGACACCUGCAGCAGUCGGAACGUCCAUGGACUUCCUGGCAGUUGCUUGUGCGGUGGGUGCCGAUCAGGACGCCACAGCGCUGUUUAUCCGGUCCUAUCAGCGUGCCACUCCGUCCGAGCUUGUCCUUCUGGUGGAACAGAUGCCUUUGGAGUCCGACUUGCGGGACAGUGGUGUCGACCUCACACGCCUCAAGCUGGAGAGAGUACUGCCUCUGCCGUCCAUGUGGAGCAUGCUCUCACGCGAGGAUACAUACAUAUUUUACAUCCAUCAAUACCUCCAGCGAAUGCCAGGCCAGGUAAAGAUCAUGCAACUCUCCAAUGUCGAUGAUAUAGUUUUCCAGGCCGACCCCUUUGCAUGGGCUUCUGAGCAGGAGCCUGGGCUACAAUUAUUCCUGGACGAGCCCGGGGUCGUUGUCAACUCCGGCAAGACGUGGAAGCUGAUAGAGUUUUGCUAUGGUACUCAGGCCGCACGCCUGCAUUCGAAGCCACGGAUACCUGCCGGCUACAUGAUCGGUUCGAGCGCUGAUCUGCAGCAAUUCGUGUCGGAUCUCGUAGGCGAAGUGACCUCCAAAGGUGCAUGCGGGAAUAGGCCGGGUGUGGUUAACGCCGCGGAAAAUUUCAUGGCGCACCUGGCUCACCCAGGUAUCAGUCUGCAUUUGCACGACAAUCGCAGGGGACCUGUCUGGUCAGGCGAGCACGUCCCUGCCAACUCCUUCGUGUCAGACGCAGAGAACCAUGUCAUCAACGAGGAUGGCUACCAAUAUGCGGUGUUGCGCAGCUAUCAUGCUCAUGACGAACUGUGGAGGAAUAUUCAGCGGAAAUUCGAAAAGCUACAAGCACCACCUGACUUCCGCGCACCUGACACUUGUGCUGCGUUUCAUGUGGAGGCCUGUGACAUGCCUGGUCACGAUCUGGCACACACUCCGAAGGACACAGAAUCUGACUGUUGCGCAGCUUGUGUCGCUAAUGUGGGCUGUGGUGCUUUCACCUUUUCACUUUCGCGAAGGCACUGCUGGUUGAAAAGGCCCGGUGGGGCCAAGAAGAAUAAUCCAGCCUCAGACAUGCGAUGUGGCGUUCGAGUGGUCGAGGCCACGCAAGGCUUGCCUCCCACAGGCAUCGUGUGA
Symbiodinium sp. CCMP2456 is the source of this 1362-nucleotide messenger RNA. The record is from the annotation of a GenBank genome assembly. Lineage: Eukaryota; Dinophyceae; Suessiales; Symbiodiniaceae.